Rosa rugosa (rugosa rose) is the source of this 2382-nucleotide messenger RNA. RefSeq names its product transcription termination factor MTEF18, mitochondrial-like. Gene Ontology annotation, cellular component: chloroplast. The transcript has a single exon. Gene Ontology annotation, biological process: chloroplast organization; regulation of DNA-templated transcription. The record is from RefSeq and is a predicted model, not a curated record. Bases 25 to 1797 code for a protein of 590 amino acids. Gene Ontology annotation, molecular function: double-stranded DNA binding. Lineage: Eukaryota; Viridiplantae; Streptophyta; Magnoliopsida; Rosales; Rosaceae.
CUUGGCAAUCUCAUCAAACUGGUCAUGACCCAUUUGCAAAAACUCAGGAUAGCAUCUAUUCCCGGCUGGGUUUCUUCUAUUUUUCAUGAAAAUCACCUUAGAUCACCAAGAACCCUAUUUCAGCCAAUUGGGGUUUUCCCCAAUGUCCAAAUCCCUAGAGUUUACAGCACAAAAAUGGCCCCUGAAAUUGAAAACCAUGAAGUUUUGGUUGAAACUUCGACUGCUAAGGGCAGAAGAGCUACUCGAACUCUUCGUUACAUUAAAAAAGAAACGCAGGCUGCAUUGUUGGAGUAUUUGCACAGUACUAGAGGCUUACAUUUCACUGAUGCUGAGAAUAUUAGUAAAAACUGCCCACAUUUUCUAGACAAGCUUUUUCAAAGGGCUGAUUGUGAGAGAGAGAUUAGGCGGUCGAUUGCUCGGUUCUUGCGGUACCACCCUAUUAAUGAAUUUGAACCCUUCUUUGAGAGCUUGGGUUUGAAACCUUCCGAGUAUGUUUCUCUUCUUCCACGCAAUUUGAUGUAUUUGACUGAUGAUGAGUUGUUGCUUCAUAAUUAUACUGUUUUAUCUAAUUAUGGGAUUCCGCCGAAUAAGAUAGGAAAGAUUUACAGGGAAGCAACAGAGGUCUUUCAAUAUGAUUUUCAGGUUUUGGCAUCUAAACUUCAAGCUUAUGAAGAACUAGGUCUUAGCCGUUCUGCUUUAGUUCGCUAUGUUGUUGGUAGUCCUUAUCUUUUGGUUGGGGAUGUCAAUGCAGCAUUUGUUUCAGUAUUGGAAAAAUUGAAGAGUAUUGGAUUUGAAACCAAUAGGAUUGAGGGGAAUUUAUGGGAAGAUAACACUUAUUAUUGGAGCCGGAUGCUUGAAGUUUUGAGUUUGUUUAGUGAGAUGGGUUGCAGUGAUGAGCAGUUGGGCAAGCUACUUCGUCACAACCCAGAUAUUUUAUUUGAAAGUUCGGGGGAAAUGACAGUUUCACUGAUUGGGUUGUUACAAAAAUUUGGAUUUACGAAGAGAGAGUUAUGUUCAAUGUUUCUACAAUUUCCGCAGAUUCCAGUAGCAAAAUUUGUUGCAAAUUUGAGACGGUGCAUUUUGUUCCUGGAUGAGAUUGACAUGAAGGCUGCAGAGAUUGGGAAGAUUGUUCAUUCUCACCCCCUGCUACUGGGUUCGUGCUCUUUGAAAAAAACUAGCAGCUUACUUUGUACUUUGAAUGUCGGGAAGAAACGAUUGUCUCAGUACAUCCAGGAGAACCCACAAGAAUUAAAGAAUUGGGUUUGGGGUAGAAAAAUUGAGUCAUUUCCAGAUUCAGGAGAUGAAGUUAGAUCAAAGGCUGAAAAGACUAAGUUCUUGCUAGACAUAGGAUUUGUAGAAAACUCCAGCAAAAUGAAAGCAGCGCUGAAGGCAUGUCGAGGCAAUGGAGAGGAGCUUCAGGAAAGAUUUGAUUGUAUAGUAAAAGCUGGUUUGGAUUGGAAGGAUGUCUGUGAACUGAUUCAAUCAUGCCCUCAAAAUCUUAACCAGACAACAGAUGUGAUUGAAAUGAAGAUCGACUGUCUUGUAAAUGAAUUGGGUUAUCCCAUAUCAUCCUUGUUGACUGCCACAAGAUAUCUUUCCCAUAAAAUGGAAAGGGUGAAGCUUAGGGUACGCAUGUUCAAUUGGCUCAAAGAUCAUGGAAUAGCUGCUCCUGGGCUUUCCUUGAGCACUCUUAUUUCUUGCUCAGAUAGUUAUUUUAUAAAGACUUAUGUACAUCGUCAUCCUGCUGGUCCUCAAGUUUGGCACGAUCUGAAGAAUGAAAUUGAAUUCAAUUGCUAAAACAUUAGUUGCUUCUCCUUUUAAAUGUCUGCACUGCUGCAUUUCCUAAGUUGGCACUAACCUACUUUUUCAAGUUUCUUUUACAUGACAAGAUUUGGAUAACAGGCAAGAUCACACAUAAAGAGUACAAAGAAGCAAGGUUCAGUUAACACCAUGUUAUAGAAGAGUCUCUUUUUCUUAUAAUGAGAAAAAUGAUAGUUUUAUCUAUAACUUAAUACAUAAUUGACCUGUGUAUCAUAGCAUGACAUUAUCUGAUUUAACUUGAAAAACACUGAUAUAAGUUGCGCCGUUUUCACCCAAGGUUUUUGCCUAAAGAAAUAUUUUCUGAGUAAUGGAAACAAGAUGCAUUGUUAGAAUCACAUAUCAGCUAUUAUCAGUCAAGUUACUCAGCACCUUUGUUUUUCUUCGGCCAUGAGUUGCCAGAGAAUGUUGAAGAAUUCUGGAAAUUGAUGCAAAGCAGAUGAAAAGGUAAAGCAAUGACCUUGCUUAUGUGCUCUUGCUCUUGCUGAAACUUUAUUCCAGGGUAAUUGACUAGAAUAAGAUGGAAAGGUAUGGAUGAAGCACUACAAUAACCUUGCUGUUCCU